This is a messenger RNA of Acomys russatus (golden spiny mouse), 1055 nucleotides long. Its product is annotated as keratin-associated protein 10-4-like. Lineage: Eukaryota; Metazoa; Chordata; Mammalia; Rodentia; Muridae. Gene Ontology annotation, cellular component: keratin filament. The transcript is spliced from 2 exons. The coding region runs from base 41 to 823 and encodes 260 amino acids. The record is from RefSeq and is a predicted model, not a curated record.
CACACUCACACACUUACAGCUCCUACCAGACCUCCCCACCAUGGCCACCUCCACCAUGUCCAUCUGCUCCAGUGACCUGAGCUACGACAGCCGGGUCUGCCUGCCUGGUUCCUGUGAUUCUUGUAUUGACUCCUCCUGGCAGGUGGAUGACUGCCCAGAGAGCUGCUGUGCCCCCAGUUGCUGCCACUGCUGUGCCCCCACCUGCUGUGGCCCCGCCUCCUGUAUGACCCUCAUCUGUUCCCCAGUGAGCUGUGUGUCCAGCCCCUGCUGCCAAUCUGGCUGCUGCACACCUUCAUGCUGCCAAUCUUCAUGCUGCCAGCCAGCGUGCUGCACCUGCUCCCCCUGCCAGCAGUCCUGCGGUGUGACUCUUUGCUGCAAGCCUGUCUGCUGCACGCCUGUCUGCUGUGGAUCCUCCUCAUGCUGCCAGCAGUCUAGCUGCCAGUCCUCUUGCUGCCAGCCAUCCUCCUGUGCGGCUGUCUGCUGCAAGCCUGUCUGCUGCACGCCUGUCUGUUGCACACCUGUCUGCUGCAAGCCUGUCUGCUGCACACCCGUCUGCUCUGGAUCCUCCUCAUGCUGCCAGCCACCCUGCUGUGCACCUGUCUGCUGCAAGCCUGUCUGCUGCAAGCCCUGCUCCAGCAUGUCCCUGUUCUGUCGCCCUGUGUGCAGACCUGCCUGCUGUGUGCCCACCUCCUCCUGCUGUGCCUCCUCCUGCCAGCCCAGCUGCUGCCGCUCAACCUCCUCCUGUGUGUCCCUGCUCUGCCACCCUGCCUGCUCCCGCCAGGCCUCCUGUGGCCUCUCCUCAGGCCAGAAGUCCAGCUGCUGAUGGGUCUAUCCUGCAAAUGGGGAAGGGGCCACAGCUUAUCUCCUUCCUUGACUCACAGUGACCUGUAGGGAAGUAUCAGCUUUGGCACAGCUCCACAAUGCCACACCCCAACAGCCGGCGCCCGCUCCCCACCUGCAGCUCUCCAUAAAGGCCUUACAGCACUCCCACCACCCCAACAUGCCUCUGCUUUUUCCCAAUGCAUGUCUUUCCCUGACAUUAAUAAACCUCUAUU